CCCAGAAUCCCCCAGCCAGCAUGAGAAACACUGCCUGGGACUAUGUCAUGCAGCUAAUGCCACCUCUGUUCUCCACUCUGGCCGGAGGACACUAUCCAAAGCCGCUUGCCAGGAAGGCGCCUUCGUAUCCUGACCAGAGAUGGCAGAGACUAAAACCUGUGUGCGCAGGAGGAGGCUGUGCAAAUGGGCUCCACUGGGAUUUACUGGAGAGCCGUUGCGGUCAACUGGAGACGGCCGCGCGUGGCUCAGUGGAUUACUGCUUCAUUCAGUACAGCCAUGUCCUAUCUUUGUUCAGAGCAGCCAUUCUGAACUGCAGAAGGAAGUGAGAUGUGUUUACACAGCGGUAAAUUUGCACGUAUUUUUCUGAUUUACCUGUUGCUGAAAUACGUUUUUUAAAAGGUACCUACGUUUCCCCCUCCCUCUCUUUCCUUUCCUCCCCACAGCGAAAUAAGAGCUGGGAGUAGCAGAUCAUCUGAAGAGGUGGGCAGGGAGGUCACCGCCCCCUGUUGCGCCCUGGUGUUUGCAGAGCUGGAUUCACUAACCAGGCAUCUUCGCACAUUGUUCUUCCAGAAGCCAGACCGCCCCGAGCUCAGCCCUCUCCGGAGCAUGGGUCUCUUAGUCCACAUCCUGGUCUGCCUGCUGGGGACAGGCUCGUGGGUAGCCAUCAACGGCGUGUGGGUGGAGCUGCCUCUCAUGGUGCCCCAUGUGCCCGAGGGCUGGCUCCUGCCAUCCUUCCUGACAAUCGUCAUCCAGCUGGCCAACCUGGGGCCUCUCGCCUUCACCCUGGCACACUGCUUCCUCCGUGGGCAGGUGGACGAGGCAGGCGUCAUUUAUGGCCUGCUGGGGCUCGGCUGCCUGGCCUGCGUCCUGCUGGCCUUCUUUUGGCAGGAGACCAGCGUGCUGGGGGGGUCCCGCUACAGCGUGCCCCUCCUGGCCCUGCUCUUCUUCCUGGCCCUGGUGGACUGCACCUCCUCUGUCACCUUUCUGCCCUACAUGCUCCGGCUGCAGCCCCAGCACCUCACCACCUAUUUCGUGGGCGAGGGACUAAGUGGCCUCCUUCCAGGGCUGGUGGCAUUGGGGCAGGGGGCGAGCGCAGCUCACUGCAUCAAUGCCAGCCUGGCAGGCAAUGGCACAACAGGGCUGCUGGCCGAGUACCAAGAAGCCCGUUUCUCCGUCCGCACCUUCUUCCUCUUCCUCAGCAGCAUGAUGGCGUUGAGCCUGGCAGCCUUCCUCUUCCUCAACUACCUGCCUGAAUGGGCAAAGGAGAACCGUGCCCAGGUACAGGGAGAGAGCCCGGAUGCCGCACAAGCCCCUGUGAAAGCACGGCCCAGGAUGAGGGGCAUAGACUCUGGCGGUGGCCCCACCUACUCUUGUGCCCAGAAGGCCUGCAUCUUUGGGCUCAUGGCCUGGGCCAACGCCCUGACCAAUGGCCUCCUCCCUGCACUGCAGUCCUACUCCUGCCUUCCCUACGGCCGCCCCGCCUACCACCUCUCGGCCACCUUGGCCAGCCUGGCCAACCCCCUCGCCUGCUUCCUUGGAAUGUUCCUGCCUGGCAGGUCUCUGAUGUUCCUGGCUCUGCUCUCCUUUGCUGGAUCUCUCUUGGCCUGUUACAUCGUGACCAUGGCGGCUCUCAGCCCCUGCCCUCCCUUGCUGCAUUUGCCCCUCGGCGUUCUCCUCAUCGUCCUGUGCUGGGUCCUCUUCGUCGGCAUCUUCUCCUACGUCAAGCUGAUGAUUGGGAAAAUCCUGCGGGACGAGGGGCGCAGCGCCCUGGUCUGGUGCGGGGCAGUGGUCCAGCUGGGCUCCAUGGUGGGGGCCCUCGCUAUAUUCCCCCUGGUCAGCAUCUACAGCGUCUUCCACUCGGGAGACCCCUGCAACCCCAGCUGCCCCGGCUAGCAGCACCCCAGCGGAGGCAACCACCAUUGUCGCCAUUGCCACUGGCUUUGCCAUGAAAGCUGCCAGAACCCCCCUCCAUUCCAUCCCCCCCCAGCACCACCAUGGCCUGGGAGGUGGGGCUUCCCUGGCUUGCAACGGGGGCCUCCUCCUUCACUGCUGCCCCUUCGCCAUGUCCUGUGGAGGGCGGGUCAGGGACAGGGCCCUGCGUUGCGUUGCGUUGACACUCCACUUUCUUUUACAGCAAAUUAUAUAAGGUUGGCAGUUUUUAAAAAACGUGUCCAGCUGUUCUCUGCCGCCUUUCACAAAAGCAAAGGCGGUUCUUUUCCAGGGCGGCAGAAGUCCAUCAGUUUUACAAUUCCAUCUUCGUGGG
Messenger RNA from Python bivittatus (Burmese python), 2263 nucleotides. Its product is annotated as riboflavin transporter 2-like. NCBI's taxonomy places the organism in Eukaryota, Metazoa, Chordata, Lepidosauria, Squamata, Pythonidae. Gene Ontology annotation, biological process: riboflavin transport. The record is from RefSeq and is a predicted model, not a curated record. Gene Ontology annotation, molecular function: riboflavin transmembrane transporter activity. Gene Ontology annotation, cellular component: plasma membrane.